Molecule: messenger RNA, 663 nt
Organism: Aureobasidium namibiae CBS 147.97
Lineage: Eukaryota; Fungi; Ascomycota; Dothideomycetes; Dothideales; Saccotheciaceae
Exons: 2
Source: RefSeq, a predicted model, not a curated record
UAUAUUCUGCUUAGCUGCCUCGCGCUGAAUGUUGCGUUGCUCGAACGUCACCAUCCAAUUCUUACACUACUGGUGGCCGACAAGCUAUUACUAUUACUCACACUCGGUGAAGUAGCAUUCAUGCUUUCAACUAUAUUCCUCAAGAUCUCGCUCAUGCUCUUCUACCGUCAAUUCGUCUGGAAGCAAUGGCAAAGGCGCGCCAUCAUUGUUGCUGGAGGUUGUUCGAUCGUCCUCUCCCUCAUCGCCCUCUUCUUGUCGCUCUUCCAAUGCGGUACGCUCAAGCAUAUUGCACACCGACAAAUCAAUGGCCAUUGUGUCCGGCGUGAUAGAUUCGUCCCUUUGCUCUAUCUCCAUGGAGCAACAGGUGCUCUUACCGAUUGGGCCUUCGCGCUGCUGCCGGUCACCGUGCUCAUCAAGUCAUCACUCAAACCACAUAUCAAGCUUUCCGUUUGUGUUCUGCUUAUCCUAGGCGUCACUGGGAGUGUCGCUGCCUGCUUCCGCACCGCUUAUGUUUACGGCGUCUGGUUCGAUCCUGCCUUUCUUGAUCCCGCUACUCCUUCUACCUUUUACGAACACUCGGCUCCGGAAAUUGUGCUGGCUCUUACAGAACUUGGCUUUGGAAUAUCGGCUGCUAGUCUGGCUUGCUUGCAACCACUGCUUCGA